Molecule: messenger RNA, 1560 nt
Organism: Trematosphaeria pertusa
Lineage: Eukaryota; Fungi; Ascomycota; Dothideomycetes; Pleosporales; Trematosphaeriaceae
Product: cytochrome P450 phenylacetate hydroxylase-like protein
Exons: 4
Coding region: 1-1560 (519 amino acids)
Molecular function (GO): heme binding; iron ion binding; oxidoreductase activity, acting on paired donors, with incorporation or reduction of molecular oxygen
Source: RefSeq, a predicted model, not a curated record
AUGACACUUCCCAUCAUCCCGAUUGCGGGGGCCCUCGUCGUGGUCUAUUUCGCGUACCGCGUCCUCUACGGCACCGAUACUCCGCACAUCAAAGGCCUGCCCGAGGUGCCAGGCCUACCUCUUUUCGGCAGCUUGCUAGAAUUGGGCGUGGACCAUGCCAAAGUGGCUCAAGGAUGGGCGAAGAAGUACGGGCCAGUCUUCCAAGUGCGUAUGGGCAACCGAAGGAUCGUAUUCGCCAAUUCCUUCGAAUCUGUCCGGCAUCUUUGGAUAACGAACCAAUCCGCACUCAUCUCGCGUCCCAUGCUCCACACCUUCCACAGCGUCGUCUCCUCUUCACAGGGCUUCACAAUCGGCACCUCGCCAUGGGAUGAAUCCUGCAAGAACCGCCGCAAAGCUGCCGCCACCGCCCUUAACCGCCCCGCAGUCCAGUCCUACAUGCCCCUCAUUGACCUCGAAUCCACCGUCAGCAUAAAAGAGCUCUUCCACGAUUCGAAAGGCGGAGAAGUUGAUCUUGACCCGCGCGCAUACUGGCAGAGAUAUGCACUCAACACCAGCCUUACCCUAAACUACGGAUACAGGAUCGACGGUGACAAGGACGAUGCCUUGCUGAAGGAGAUCACAGAUGUAGAAAGGGGGGUGAGUAACUUCAGGAGCACCAGCAAUAACUGGCAAGACUAUAUCCCCAUGAUGAGGUUGUGGCCAAACAUGAACACAGAGGCCGUCAGCUUCCGGAAGAGGAGGGAUGUGUAUAUGGAUAGAUUGCUCAGGGAGCUGAGGGAGAGGAUUAAGACGGGGACGGAUAAGCCGUGUAUUACGGGGAAUAUUCUUAAGGAUCCGGAGGCGAAGUUGAACGAAGCGGAAAUCAAAUCCAUCGGCCUCACCAUGGUCUCCGCAGGCCUCGACACCGUUCCCGGCAACUUGAUCAUGGGUAUUGCAUAUCUCGCAUCUCCCCAAGGCCAGAAGAUCCAACAGCGCGCCUACGAAAAAAUCUUGAAAGUAUACCCCGAAAACGACGCCUGGGAACGCUGCUUGCACGAGGAGAAGGUGCCCUACAUUACAGCACUAUACAAGGAGAUCCUGCGCUACUGGACCGUGAUCCCCAUCUGCUUGCCCAGAGUCAGCAUCAAGCCGAUUGAAUGGAACGGCGUAAUCAUUCCCGCAGGAACAACAUUCUAUAUGAACGCCUAUGCAGCGGACUAUGACGAGACACAUUUCAAAGAUGCACAUACAUUCAACCCCGAACGCUACCUCAACGUGCCCGACGGUGCCGGAACUCCGCACUACGGCUAUGGUGCCGGGUCGCGCAUGUGCGUCGGCUCGCACCUCGCAAACCGCGAGCUUUACACCGCCUUCGUGCGGCUCAUCAGCGCGUUCGAGUUCACGCCACCCAAAGACCCCAGGGACAUGCCGGUAAUGGAUUGUCUGGAAGCGAAUGCGAUUCCAACGAGUCUGACGAUGGAGCCCAAGUACUUCAAGGUGGGGUUUAAGCCCAGAGACAGAACACUGUUGGAGAAGUGGAUUCGGGAGAGUGAGGAAAGGACUAGGGAGUUGUUGAUGUAG